AUGAUGCCUGAAAGUAUUAAACAAAAUAAAGCAAGAACAAUUUUACAACAUUUAAGUGAAGCAUGGCGUUGUUGGAAAGCAAAUAUUCCAUGGAAAGUACCCGGUUUACCUAUACCUAUUGAAAAUAUGAUAUUACGUUAUGUUAAAGCUAAAGCUGAUUGGUGGACAUCAACAGCACAUUAUAAUCGUGAACGUAUAAGACGUGGUGCAACAGUUGAUAAAACAGUUUGUAAAAAAAAUUUAGGUCGUUUAACACGUCUUUUCUUAAAAUCUGAACAAGAACGACAACAUAAUUAUCUUAAAGAUGGUCCAUAUAUAACAGCUGAAGAAGCUGUAGCUAUUUAUACAACCGUUGUACAUUGGCUUGAAUCUCGACGAUUUUCACCAAUACCAUUUCCACCCUUAGCUUAUAAACAUGAUACAAAAUUACUUAUAUUAGCAUUAGAACGUUUAAAAGAAGCAUAUAGUGUUAAAUCAAGAUUAAAUCAAUCACAACGUGAAGAAUUAGGUUUAAUUGAACAAGCCUAUGAUAAUCCACAUGAAGCAUUAUCACGUAUUAAACGUCAUCUUUUAACACAACGUGCAUUUAAAGAAUGUGGUAUUGAAUUUAUGGAUUUAUAUAGUCAUUUAAUACCGGUUUAUGAUGUUGAACCAUUAGAAAAAAUAACUGAUGCUUAUUUAGAUCAAUAUCUAUGGUAUGAAGCUGAUAAACGUCGACUUUUUCCAGCAUGGAUUAAACCAGCUGAUAGUGAACCACCACCAUUACUUGUUUAUAAAUGGUGUCAAGGUGUUAAUAAUCUUCAAGAUAUUUGGGAUACAAAUGAAGGUGAAUGUAAUGUUAUGCUUGAAUCACAUUUUGAAAAAUUAUAUGAAAAAAUUGAUUUAACAUUAUUAAAUCGUUUACUUCGUCUUAUUGUUGAUCAUAAUAUUGCUGAUUAUAUGACAGCAAAAAAUAAUAUUGUUCUGAAUUAUAAAGAUAUGAAUCAUGUUAAUUCCUAUGGUAUCAUUCGUGGUUUACAAUUUGCAUCAUUUGUUGUACAAUAUUAUGGUCUUGUUCUUGAUUUAUUAGUAUUAGGUUUACAACGUUCGUCGGAUAUGGCUGGUUUACCACAAACUCCAAAUGAUUUUUUAACUUUUCAAGAAGUUGCAGUUGAAACAGCUCAUCCAAUUCGUCUCUAUUGCCGUUAUAUUGAUCGUAUACAUAUAUUUUUUCGAUUUACAGCUGAUGAAGCACGUGAUUUAAUUCAACGUUAUUUAACUGAACAUCCAGAUCCAAAUAAUGAAAAUAUUGUUGGUUAUAAUAAUAAAAAAUGUUGGCCACGUGAUGCACGUAUGCGUUUAAUGAAACAUGAUGUUAAUUUAGGUCGUGCUGUAUUUUGGGAUAUUAAAAAUCGUUUACCACGUUCCGUAACAACUAUAUUAUGGGAAAUGAGUUUUGUUUCUGUUUAUUCCAAAGAUAAUCCAAAUUUAUUAUUUAAUAUGUGUGGUUUUGAAUGUCGUAUAUUACCAAAAAUUCGUAUGACACAUGAAGAAUUUGUACAUAAAGAUGGUGUUUGGAAUUUACAAAAUGAAACAACAAAAGAACGUACAGCACAAUGUUUCUUACGUGUUGAUGAUGAAUCAAUGAAUCGUUAUCAUAAUCGUGUACGACAAAUUUUAAUGGCAUCAGGUUCAACAACAUUUACCAAAAUCGUUAAUAAAUGGAAUACAGCAUUAAUUGGUUUAAUGACAUAUUUUCGUGAAGCUGUUGUUAAUACACAAGAAUUAUUAGAUUUACUUGUUAAAUGUGAAAAUAAAAUUCAAACACGUAUUAAAAUUGGUUUAAAUUCAAAAAUGCCUUCUCGAUUUCCACC
This is a messenger RNA of Adineta steineri, 1853 nucleotides long. Lineage: Eukaryota; Metazoa; Rotifera; Eurotatoria; Adinetida; Adinetidae. The record is from the annotation of a GenBank genome assembly.